GUGAAUGGUACCGAUUAAAAGUAACAUUAAUUUCGCGAGAAGUUUAGACUCACAUUUUGAGCGUAAGGACUUCUGUCUCCAACACUUCUGAAUUAGUGAUACAUCACACGAACUAUAUGUAGCUUAAACACGACGGUUAACUGUUCCUACAAAUAAGUUAUCUGCCUUUCAAAACAGGUGGAAAAAUAAUUAAUGAACAAAGAUUAAAAAGGGAUACCACGUAUCAGCCGCGGAGGGAUACUAAGUUCUUUCCCAAUAUGUUGUUGUUAAUGGGUAGCGUGAUUGGUUGUGAGUCGUAGUGGUUUUGUUGUGGGUGUGAAUGAUGGCUGAAAGUAGUUUCAGCCUGUACAAUGAAAAGUAUUUCAAAAAUGACCUUCGACUGUAACGCGGAAAUUACAAUUACUGUUACAUAAGUUUUCAAACGCUGAAGCAAUGACGUCUUCCUGUGUUUAUACCAUGUUACAAGCAGCUAUCUUGGCUUACCUGCACAUCGCAGUUACGAAUGGGCUCGAAUGCUAUUGUGACAUUUGUCUUGAGACUGACUACAAAUGUAUAACAGAUGGCUACUGCUUUACGUCUAUCUUCAUGGAUAAAAAUACAGGGUCCACGGAAUUACAGUACAGUUUAUGUUCACACUAAGGCAGACAAAACAACAGAGAUACCCAAACAUGUUCACCUCUGGACCUUCAGUGGCACUGACGAUGUGCCUGGAUAGUAAUUUUCCUCCUGAAAAUCCCAUCGCUUGUCAUUACUCCAACAAACUUAAUGACACUUUUGUCGUAGAAUGUUGUAAGCAAUCUGAUAUGUGUAACAGAGAUUUGAAACCAACUCUCAAUAACAACAAAGAAACAGCAGACCAACACGUACUUCGAGGACCUGUGAUGGGAAAGUGGGAACUAGCAAUAGUAAUUGCAGGCCCAAUUGUAAUAUUCUGUUUUCUAUCAGUAAUGGCCUACUGUUUCUGGAAUCACCAGAAGCGGAGACUGCAUCAACUUAGGUAUCAUCCAGAUGAUUCAAUUGAAGCUCCUGAUCAUCCUAUUCUGGGAGGUGUAUCGUUGAGAGAUAUGAUUGAGAUGACCACUAGUGGUUCUGGUUCAGGUCUGCCUCUUCUUGUCCAACGCAGUAUAGCAAGACAGAUUCAGCUGGUUGAAAUUAUCGGUAAAGGACGCUUUGGAGAAGUGUGGAGGGGUCGAUGGCGGGGAGAAAAUGUUGCAGUAAAAAUUUUUUCAUCUCGGGAGGAAAGGUCAUGGUUUCGGGAAGCAGAAAUUUAUCAGACAGUUAUGCUGAGACACGACAAUAUUUUGGGUUUCAUAGCAGCAGACAAUAAAGACAAUGGAACAUGGACACAGCUGUGGCUCAUAACAGAUUAUCAUGAAAAUGGCUCCCUUUUUGACUACUUGAAUAGGUGCACUGUGGACACAGCUGGCAUGAUCCGAAUGUCCCUUUCCAUAGCAACAGGUCUAGCUCACUUGCAUAUGGACAUUGUCGGAACACAAGGGAAACCUGCUAUAGCACAUCGUGAUCUCAAAACUAAAAAUAUCCUAGUAAAAUCCAAUGGAACUUGUGCUAUUGGAGACUUAGGUCUCGCUGUUAGACAUGAUGUGGCCACAGAUACUGUGGAUAUACCCCUUAACAACCGUGUUGGCACGAAACGCUACAUGGCACCUGAGGUACUUGAUGAACUAAUAAAUACCAACCAUUUUGAUUCCUUCAAACGAGCUGAUGUCUAUGCUUUGGGGCUGAUAUUCUGGGAAAUAGCAAGGAGGUGUAAUGUUGGGGGCAUCUAUGAUGAAUAUCAGUUGCCAUUUUAUGACAUGGUACCUUCAGACCCAACUAUUGAAGAAAUGAGGAAGGUUGUAUGCAUUGAUCGACAAAGGCCGUCCAUACCAAACAGAUGGCAGUCAAAUGAGGCAUUGCAUGUCAUGUCAAAACUUAUGAAAGAAUGCUGGUAUCACAACGCAGCUGCUCGCCUGACUGCCUUGCGGAUCAAAAAAACUCUUGCCAAUCUUGGUGUGUCUGAAGAUCUCAAAAUUUAGGUCUUGUUACAAAUCAGUAUGUCUCAUGGCAAACUUUUAUAUGUUUAAUGUGUGGAGUGUGUCACAUUGCUCUUGCUCAGAGGAGCGCCCUUCUAAAAGCAGCUUCAACAAUUUUACAAAUGACCAUAUUUCCGCUAGUCAUUUUUUUAUAUACAUGUAAAUUUGAUGAACUUCGUGUCAUCAGAAGAUGAUGUAGUGAAUGAUUCUUUUUAGCCCUUCAACAAGUUUUGUUACAAUUUAUUUAAGACAGAUGUUUUUCUCAUAUAGUGUUUUACCUGUGAGUGCAUAGAAUUAUAAAAAUGUAGUUUUACUUUUGCACAGUGAUAUUUUCCACUGUAUCAUAAUUCCAGCACUAUGGAGUUUGAAAGUUCAUCUCAAGGACAUCGCAACCAACUCUAGAUUAAUAAUUGUUUAUGAUAAUUUUAGCAGCUUAUCAUGUGAGAUUAAUUAGGAAACCUAAGUGUCUUGAUCUUUUGUUUGCUGUGUCACAUACUGUCUUAUUGUUUAAAUGGUGCUUUUUCUCUGUUACACAUUAUUAGCCAACUGGUAAUAUUUCCUCUAGUUGCAUCAAUUUUUGUUAUGAAAAAGUGGCGUAUUCGUGCCUGUCGAGACAUAAGGUAGAAAUCAGAGCAAGUGAUUAGUACUGUUACAAAACGGACAAACACAUAAAAUGGAGCCAGUCACAAGUAUAAUGUUGCCUUCUUUCAACAAAGUGCGAUUAAUAAUAUGUUAAAUUAUGAUGAAAUUGUAUUGAGAAACUCAGUCUGUAAUCAUGCAAUACCAAACCAAAAUUAGGAAAAAACUAGUAUUUCAGGAGAAAGGAAUAUUAAUAAAGACAAUAUGUCUGUAGGGAAAUACUGAUAUUUUUUAAAAUCAUGUUUCCAGACUAGCUGUUUUAUCAGGUUUUACAUUUUGUAUAAAUUUUGUCAGAGUUUUUCUAUUUAUGAAACUGAAGCAGAUGUAAUACAAUUUUGUACAGUCCUUAGACAUGAGUUUUCUGUGCCACAUGUAUGUAAAUAUAACCAGAGAUGUUUUGCAUUGGAAUUGUUAAUAGAAAUCUGGCCAAUUUGGACAGAAAAUAUUAGCCACAAAUUUAUUUACCAAUUGUGCACACCUAUAUAGUUGAUGAAAUGAUGUUGAAGGGCUAUGAAAGAAACAUUCAUUUCCAAAAUUAUAGAAAUGAAGUAAGAAAUAUUUUUUUCAGUGUAAAACAAAAUGUCAACGUACAGUUCGGAUAUAAAUUAAGUAUAUAAGGCAGCUAGAAACAGUACUAGAACAUUUGGCUAUACUACAGUGGUAACAGUAUCAUUGUAAUACAUAUUUUAUUCCUUAUCCUCCUCAGUAAGAAUCUCACUGCAACUCAGAGUAGUCAAAUCAAAUCAAAUCAAAUCUUGCAAUUGGGCACAAAAAACUUGAAACCCCAUUUAUAAAGUUAACAUUUGGCCGGCUGGGAUAUUUAGUGUGUAAUGCAUCAUGAUAAAUGUUUGCAAUUCACUUCCACUAUAUCACUCUCAGUAGUUACGGUAGCAUACAGGGAGACCAUAGAGACUCAGUUCCGAAGAGAUCAUUGACACUAUUAAUUUAAUAAUUUUGGUGAUUUUUUGUAAAAAUACAAAUUUUAAUUUUUGAGAUAAUUCCUUUUAAUAUUUAUCAGAAAGAGUUUGUGACAUUUUUGUCUACUGUUGGAACUUCAGUUUGUCAUGAGUAAUUGUGGCUUGUGGGAGAAGGAGACAAAAAAGAUCAAUUUAAUUAAUAACUAUGUGUCUCAUAUAGUGGGCAACAUGAAUGUGAUCUUAUGUGAUAUCCCACACCCGUCUAUGCAAAUACUGAGGCAGUUCACAAUCUCCACUCAGAAAGAUUGCACAACCGUUAAAACAUGAAAAAGACACAACAGUUAUCUGAUUCACAGACAGAAUGGCACUGUGUUAAAUCUUAGUAAAACAUGUUAGCAAGAUAACAUGAAGCGCUUCUUAUGGAGCAAUAACAAAUCCUAAAUUCACAGAAAUUAAAUAACUGAUGUGAAUUGUGCACCGCUAAAGGCUGGAGAAACAUUAUUCAGUCCAAUAGCCUUUGUAGAAAUACAAGCUACAUCCUUACAAUGAGCUGUAAGACAAAAAUGCUGAAAAUAUGUUUUUCUGUCUAUUGAUCACCUCUCGUUUAUAGUAGAUGACAUAAAGGUUCACUAAACAAUCCAAACAAAUUUGGAUGACAUUUCAGACUGAAUUCUUUUGGGGGCUAAAGAGCACAUUGUAGAUUUGUAUGCUGAAGCAGUAGUUGUGCAACUGAAGAGUUUUCAUUUUGUUGUUUCUGUUCUGAAAUUUAUAUUGCUAGUGUGUGGCAUAAGUUUUAUAGGGAAAAAACAUAAACUCGAAACAGCUGUUCACAGAUGCAGAGGUGAGUGAAUUUCCAUACAUUGUCACUGGAAAAUAGUCUGCUCCACAGAUAUUUUGCCCAAAGGAGUAAAACUUUUAAAGUACCAGGACCAAGUGGGGCAGAUUGUCAGUCACAGUGCGACUAUGUUUUUAUACUUCCUAUUCAUCACAGACCUUGGACCCAAUAGCUUUUUUAGUGUCUUCUGUUCAGGAAAAUGUAAUUCCUUCCUUUCUGUCCAGUGCUUCAUAUCCUGCUAGUGCCUGGUAUGGACUGGUAUGGACUGGUAUUUUAUGUCUCCAAUCUCACAAAGAACCAAUGAUACCUUUACAUAGGCUAUUAUUAGUUAAUUAUAAGAGGGUCACCUCUCCCAAAGGCACCCCCCCCCUCCCCCUUCCUCCGCCAGGAGGAAUAGGUGUACCCAUUCUGCCUGCAUCUAUUGUUCACUUAAUGGUUAAAUGAGAGAUCAUUUUCCAAAGUUUUUAUGUAUUAUGUAUCUGAGGCAGGACAUGGGAACCAGCCCAGCAAUUUCCUUGGUAGAUGUGGAAAGCCGCUUAAAAAUCACACCCAGACUGGCUGGCACAUCAGCCUCCAUCAUUAAUCUGCAAGGUGAUUUGAUCCAGGGCCAGUACCCCUCCCAAUAUCCCAGAAGAAGGUGCUUUAACACAGUUUACUAUCCAGGCAUUGGGAAAAAAUGGGGCAAAUGCGGUUCCAUUUCUAAUAAAGGUUCCGAUGUGAACAUACGGUUCUGGUAAACAACACGAGAACUGAUUGAAUAACUAUGUUGACUAUAAUAGAAAUUAGUUACUGUUGCCAUCAUAAGUCAUUGAAGAUAGGCUAAAUACUCUGAAUGAGAGCCGUUUAAGCCACCCAAUUAAAAAGAAAGAAGGAAAUUCCGCAACGUGUAUUGGAAUAUCAAAAUACAGUGAGAGGCACCAGCCUCAGUAUAGCAAGGUUAGUAUGACUAUUUAGUGUCAUUUAGUAUAUACCAACCAAACAAUGUGGAACUGAAGGCAUAAAUAUAAGAUUUAUAGCAUACUGCAUAAUAUUAUAUUUUGUGCAAAACAGAAGUGAGCUUUGUUCACCUGAUGACAGUAUUAGAAACCCAGGAAAUUGAGUAAGAGAUAAAACACAUCAGCUUUCAGUUUAAUUAAAGCUGCUGAAACUGAGAUGUCCACUACCACUUUUCUGAACCAUAUCUACCAGUAAGUAUAUUUACAAUGCAUCACAAUGUUAGAUCUUUGACAAUGCAUUUUCAUGGAAAGAAUAAUAUACUUGAGGUGUUUACAAGCAAAAGUGCUUAUUUGUAAUGCUGUGUAUGCUGUUUUUUAGCUCAUAUGCCUGUUGAAACAGGCAGAUAUUUUGCAAUCUUAAAAUAUGUAGAACAGUGAUUCAUAACUCGUCUUAUGUAAUUGACCAUGAAAUAUUUUGCAAAAACAAAACAAAGAGCAUGUUUUGAAUCAUGUCUCUUUAGUUUAAAAAAUAAGUGAAAUGAGAGAGACUGGAAACUGGAACAUACCCCAUUAAAAUAAUUAUUAAGUAAUUUUAAGAAGUGCAUUGUAAAUGACUGGUUUGGUAUACAUUUUUAUGUACACCAAACCAGUCAUUUUUAUGUACAGAAAAUAAUCUUGUGUUACUUAAAUUUCAAGCUUUUUCCAUUGCUUCUCUACAUAAAUGUGUGCUGUGUUAUGCUGUUGUUCGUUUUCCCCUGUGACGAGGGGAACUAUUUUAUGAGUUUCACACAGUGAUGCUGUUUUUGCUGUCUCUUUCUUUAUAAAGAUUGUUAUUUAUUUUUGUAAUUUUUAUGCAUAUAUGAAGUAUUUUCUGUCAUAUAUAUUCUGAGCUAAUGGAUGUAUCAUCUGUACUAUGUUUUCUAUUAUUUAUAUCUGCAAAAAGUUAACUUCUUUUGAUCUAGUAACUUGGAUUAAUAUUUGUUGAUCUAGUAACUUGGGUUGAUAUUAGUUAUGUCAGCAAAGCUUCAUUUCACCAUUAUGUUAUCUUCUUCUAAAUGAAAGAAAUAACCAGUUUUCUCUAUCCAAUUAAACAACAGUUUUCUCUUCUGGAAUACAUGUCAGAUCAACACUUCAGACAAACCAAUUAGCCAUUCUCCUGUUUCCUGUUUGUGUUUAUCUCAUGAAAACAAUUGAUGUUUUCAGUAAGAGUUGUGGGGUGUGAGCUUGCAGUAUUUACUUUAUGUUCCUUGCUAGAUUCACAUACAUUACAUGAAAUCUUUUAACUAUAUACUGUAAAAAAAGUUGUGAAUUUUGCAAUUUUUUUAAUGUAAUGAACUGAAGUUCAGAUUGUGGUAAUCAUAUGUUAACAAAACUAAUUCGUGGCCUUCAGUGAGCUUAAUCAACGGUUUUGAUAGGAAUAAAUUACAGUCAUCAUUUAUAUUCGACAUAACUUUUAAAUGUAACUGAUCUUGACUACUCUGAGAUGCACUUCACUGAACCUUAGAAAAAACAUUUUUUCCUAUGAUUUUGUCAGAAAGCUGUCACAGAUGGCUGUUACAAUGUGUACUGCCCUCAUUAUGGUGUGUGCACCAGGUUUAUUCCUCGCAUUUUCUCAGUUAUUUAUUUCUUACUGACAUGUAAUGCAGUAUACCUCAUAUCCUUUUUUAUUAUUUUAUUUAUUGUGUACAUAUUUGAAGUGUAAAUGCAUUUAUAUGUUAGUUUCAGCUCACUUAAAUGUAAUAAACUGUUUUUAAUUAGGAAGUUCUUAGCUUCAUUGCACAUGUUAUAACUUUGUGCUGUGUGUGAGUUACUUUUUUUAUGUAAAUGAUUCCCGUAUUGUUUGUAUGACCCUACAGAGAAUUAUAGUUUCAUUAUUUAGUUUAUGAUUUAAGUAUGUUACAGUAACUCAUGUAUUCUUUCUGAUCAGCUGUGCAGCUGAGAAAUAUUUUAGUAACUAAGGGCUAAGUUUGUCCACAGUGCAUGGAGUAUAAUGCAUCAUUUCUUUUCUUUGUUGCAAGGUAUUUACAGAGGACUUUUAUAUGCUGCAGAGAGAAAUGGAGCUGUGUAUUGUUAUAAUAUUGUGACUUUUUUUUUUAAACUUGCUAAUGUUGAAUUAUAUACAGAAAUCAGAAUGAUUUAUGUUUCAUAUUGCUAACACAUUUACUGAGAAGAGGCUCACAACUGCUAUGUGGUAUUAAAAUUAGCUUUUUCAUUUCCUCCAUUUCAUUUUCAAUUUUUUAAUAAUGAUUAGAACUGUAGCAGUGUAGAAUAAUGGCAAAUUUUAAUACCAUACAGCACCUGUCGCUAUCAGCAAUAGUGUAGCUGGUGCAAAGCCAAGCAGUGAGAGGCAGUUUAACUAUGUUGAACCCGAAACUAAAAUGACUGAAAGUAAUAAUCAUAACAGUUGUGCAACUGAGACAAUGGAAAAUAAAGGGUAAUUUUAA
Molecule: messenger RNA, 7803 nt
Organism: Schistocerca nitens (vagrant locust)
Lineage: Eukaryota; Metazoa; Arthropoda; Insecta; Orthoptera; Acrididae
Gene: babo
Product: TGF-beta receptor type-1
Exons: 10
Coding region: 627-2036 (469 amino acids)
Biological process (GO): nervous system development; protein phosphorylation; cellular response to growth factor stimulus
Cellular component (GO): activin receptor complex; plasma membrane
Molecular function (GO): ATP binding; activin binding; activin receptor activity, type I
Source: RefSeq, a predicted model, not a curated record